UUGUACCUCUCAAAAGCAAAACAUAACCUAAAAAGUUUCUAAGUGCUCCAUUACAAAAAUAUUAAAUUAAAAUGAAUUUGUGUCUUCGAAAACAGUAUUUCCGUCCAAACCUCAUAGGUUCAUUAUUCCGUUUCGCCACUACGUCAACUGAAAUCGUGGAAAAUGACCAAGUGUUCAUAGAUGAUGAGGAAUCUCAGGCUAGAGAGGCUGAGAUAAAUCAGAAGAGGAAUAUUUCUAGACUGACACCGGCUCAUUAUAACUUGGUAAAUGGACGAAAACCUUACGAAGAACCCAAGAGUCUAGCGCAUCUGACUGUUAAGUAUAACAGAAAGAUGUAUGGAAAAUACGGUAGUGCAAGUGGCGUGAACCCAAGCAUAUGCUUCCCAUCAAGGCAGGAUAUCCAAGAGAAGAUAGAGUACGAAGCUGUAGCAUACCCAUACACAAUACAGCAGAUGAUGGAGUCAGCAGCACGGCAGAGGAAAGAAGAAAGAGAGAAGAUUGAAAAGAGAGACAGAGAUGUAGCUGCCAAGUUUGCUAAGCUGGAGCAAUGGAAGAAAGAACUAAAUGAUAAACUGGCCAAGAAAACGGCUGAAGUUUCUGCUGCUAAGGAAAAGAAAGAAAGACUAGUAGAAGAAGUAAGAAGACACUUUGGUUUCAAACUGGAUCCUCGUGAUGAGAGGUUCCAAGAGAUGUUAGCCAAGAGAGAGAAGGAACAGAAGAAACUGGAGAAACUUGCCAGGAAGGAGGCCAAAGAGAAGAUGAUGAUCGCAAAAUUACAACAGAAGAAUGUAGAGCUUGCUGAUGCUAAGAAGUGAAUAGGUUAGUUUAUGUAGAUUAGUGUAUCAUAAUGUUAGUGUAAUAAAAAGAUUAUUUAAAA
Trichoplusia ni (cabbage looper) is the source of this 877-nucleotide messenger RNA. RefSeq names its product growth arrest and DNA damage-inducible proteins-interacting protein 1 (gene CRIF). NCBI's taxonomy places the organism in Eukaryota, Metazoa, Arthropoda, Insecta, Lepidoptera, Noctuidae. The record is from RefSeq and is a predicted model, not a curated record. The coding region runs from base 72 to 815 and encodes 247 amino acids. Gene Ontology annotation, cellular component: nucleus. The transcript is spliced from 3 exons.